CAGCUCAUGGAUGGAAACGGAUCAAUGAGCUUUGACUUUCUGAAGAAGAAGCAUCCUGGUUUAGGCAUUAUGUUGAUCAACCAGCAUAUACGGAUCUUCACUGGGGAAUGUUUGUGCCUUUUAUUAAAGGAUCUGGUACUGAGGAGCAGCAAGAGAAAUGGUUGCCGUUGGCAUAUAAGAUGCAAAUUAUUGGUUGCUAUGCACAGACUGAACUUGGUCAUGGCUCCAAUGUUCAAGGGCUUGAGACCACUGCAACUUUUGAUCCAAAGACUGACGAGUUUGUUCUUAAUAGUCCUACACUCACUUCAAGCAAAUGGUGGCCUGGUGGUUUGGGAAAAGCUGCUACACAUACUGUUGCUUUUGCCCGUCUUAUUAUUGAUGGAAAAGACCAUGGAGUAAAUGGUUUCAUUGUCCAACUUCGGAACUUGGAUGAUCACUUACCUCUUCCAGGCAUAACAGUUGGUGAUAUCGGCAUGAAAUUUGGAAAUGGAGCAUACAACUCCAUGGACAAUGGUGUCCUGAGAUUUGAUAAUGUCCGCAUACCAAGGGAUCAAAUGUUGAUGAGGUAUCCACUUGGUAUCCACUCUGCAUGAUUUUGUCCUGAAGAUGUGUUGU
Prunus dulcis (almond) is the source of this 615-nucleotide messenger RNA. RefSeq names its product putative peroxisomal acyl-coenzyme A oxidase 1.2. Gene Ontology annotation, molecular function: FAD binding; fatty acid binding; acyl-CoA oxidase activity. Bases 108 to 593 code for a protein of 161 amino acids. Gene Ontology annotation, biological process: long-chain fatty acid metabolic process; fatty acid beta-oxidation using acyl-CoA oxidase; lipid homeostasis. The transcript has 5 exons. The record is from RefSeq and is a predicted model, not a curated record. Gene Ontology annotation, cellular component: peroxisome. Lineage: Eukaryota; Viridiplantae; Streptophyta; Magnoliopsida; Rosales; Rosaceae.